UUCUGCACCUACAAGCAGGAGUUGGAAGCUGCACAUCGUUCCAGCUUCAACCAUUCAUUCAGUGGAACUCCUGGACUCCCACACACACAGACAGAGAGAGAGAGACUCUCUCCUCCUCCUCCCAGAGCAGUGAGGCUGGACCAAGGCAGCAGCAUGGCAGAAGCUGGUGCGAGGAAGACGAUGUCAGAUUUCUGGGUGAAACAUUCUAGAAAAGGCACGAUCGAGGAAAUGAUGCUGGACUCCAGCGCGGAAGUCAUCACCGAGAUGGAGAAACCAGAAAUUCUGGGAAUGUUACCCAACUUCAAGGGGCAGCGGGUAUUAGAGCUGGGAGCUGGCAUUGGGCGGUUCACUGGGCACCUGGCCAAGCAGGCGGGCCACGUCACGGCGGUGGACUUCAUGGAGAGGUUUGUUGCCAAGAACCGGGAGUUGAACGGGCACAACGUCAACGUCAGCUUCCUCCAGGCGGACAUCACUCAGCUGGAGUUACCCUGCGACAGUAUUGACCUGAUCUUCUCUAACUGGUUGUUCAUGUACCUGACGGACGCGGAGCUGCUGGAUGUGACACGGCGCCUGCUCUCCUGGCUCAGCCCGAAGGGCUACCUCUUCUUCAGGGAGUCCUGCUUCUAUCAGUCAGGGAAUGUGAAGAGGGAGUUUAACCCCACGGUGUACCGGAGGCCAGCGGAUUACAACCACAUCCUGACAUCGAGUACGGAUCCAUCCGACCAGGAGCAGGAUACAGUCUGGGGCUUCGAGAUCGUAAUGUGUAAAUCCGUACAGACCUACAUCAAGACGGGAUGGACGAUGGGAAUAGGUGUUGAAGACACUCUCGGAAUGCUGGCUGCUGGCCGUGCCUGUGUCCGUCUGUCCGUCCGUCCGUCCUGCAGCUCGGAAUGCUGUCGGGUCUCUCUGUGA
Molecule: messenger RNA, 912 nt
Organism: Hemiscyllium ocellatum (epaulette shark)
Lineage: Eukaryota; Metazoa; Chordata; Chondrichthyes; Orectolobiformes; Hemiscylliidae
Gene: pmt
Product: phosphoethanolamine methyltransferase
Exons: 7
Coding region: 154-912 (252 amino acids)
Source: RefSeq, a predicted model, not a curated record